Molecule: messenger RNA, 3306 nt
Organism: Myotis davidii
Lineage: Eukaryota; Metazoa; Chordata; Mammalia; Chiroptera; Vespertilionidae
Gene: OTOA
Product: otoancorin
Biological process (GO): cell-matrix adhesion
Cellular component (GO): cell surface
Source: RefSeq, a predicted model, not a curated record
AUGGUGUCUCAGGAACUUAGGACAUACGCUCCUGUCCUUUUCCUUUUUCUGAGCCAUGGAGUGGCAAGUCUCGGUGCAAAUUCCAGCCAGGAUUUGCACCCACUGCUGCAAAAAAUGGCGGAAGAAGUAAUAGAUGGGAACUAUCUGAACGCGCUCCUGGAUCUCAUACAGUUUCAAAGCUCCCACCUGUGGACGGCGGACCUGGCCCACGGAGUCCUGGCCUACCUGAACGCACGGGGUGUGACAUUCACCGUCCCCAGCCUGCAGGCGGCCGUGGAGCACCACCUGGAGCAGCUUCUGUUCCAGCCCCAGAAGCUGCGGGAGGACCUGCGGGCAGCCGACGCGGGGCAGUUCCGCACCGCCAUGCAGUGCCUCGGGGGAGACAGGAAGGACCGCUGGGAGCUGGAAGGCGUCGUCAUCGACGUGGGGGAGAUUCGGAAGCAAGCCUUGCAGAGCCCGGGCGUGAACCGCAGCCUGCUUCUCAUCACGCUGGAGAGGUGUUUCCAGGAGCUGAGCUCCCUGGAGUGUGUGGCGGUCCUGGGCCAGGUGCUGCGGGGGUCCGCGGUGUUCAAAGACCUCUACGACCAGACCCCGGCCCGUUCCCAGAGAGCCCUCUACUCCUGGAUGGCGGGCGCGCUGCGGGCGUCCUCCAGCGCCACCGAUGGGUCUGCUUCAUGGGUCAGCGCAGAAAUCUUAUGGAUUUUGGGCAGAUACAUGGUUCACCUACCCCUUGAAGAAAUUACGAAAAUCAGUCCCAUGGAAAUCGGGCUGUUCAUCAGCUAUGACAACGCCACCAAGCAGCUGGACACCGUCUAUGACAUCACGCCGGAGCUGGCCCAGGCCUUCCUGGAGCGGAUCGGCUCCUCCGACUUCGACAUGAGGAACGCCUCCACCGUCCACAGGCUGGGGCUGCUCGUCUGUUUCUAUGGAGACCUGGAGCUGCUGGACGCCGCCCUGGCCCGAGUCCUCCUCCACCAGAUGAUCAAGUGCAGCCGUCUCCAGGGCUUCCAGGCUGGUGUCCAGAAGCUCAAGGCCGACCUCCUGGACAUUGCCACGGGGAACCAGACGCUCAACGAGACCCUGGGCUCCUUGUCGGAUGCGAUCGUGGGCCUGACCCACCGUCAGCUGGAGUCCCUGUCCCCCGAGGCUGUGCACAGCGCCAUCGCUACCCUCAGCCAGGUGCCGGGCUGGGCCAAGAGCCAGGUGAUCAUCUUGUCCGCCAAGUACUUGGCCCAUGAGAAGGUGCUGUCCUUCCACAGCGUCAGCCAGAUGGGCGUGCUGCUGGCGGGGGUUUUUGGCAUGGACCCCAGGGCCCUGGCGCAGGUCCUGAGAAGCGCCGGCUCCCUGCACGUGUCCAGCCUGUCGCUGGCCCAGCAGCAAGGCAUCCUCAGCAAGGUGGCUGGAGCCGGCGGCGCCCCGGGUGCCGUGGAAGUCCCGGGGGCUUUCUUUAAGGAAGUGUCUCUCUUCGAUUUAAGGAGGGAACGCGGACUCAACUCCACUGUCCUACAGGAGAAGGAGCUGCGGAGGAGUCAGGCCUUGUUCCUGUAUGAGCUGCUGUCCCAGACCAGCAGUCCGGCCGAGCUCCUGAGUGCAGGGCAGCUGGUCAAGGGCGUGGCGUGCUCCCACAUCGACGCCAUGGGCGCCGACUCCUUCCUGGCCCACUUCCAGUAUUUUGAGAACAGCCUCUCCCUGCUUUCUCCACAUCAGGUUAAUUGUUUGGCGUGGAAAGCCUGGGAGGUUUCCAGGUCCCUUAUGCAGCCCUUCCUCUUGGCUGCGCUCCCGGCUCGCUACCUGGCGGCCGUGCCAGCCUUCCGCUGUGCGCCCCUUCUGAUCGGCCUGGGGAAGAUCCGGUUGGACUCCGUGGUGGUAGAUCCCCACAAGAGGACUCUGGUCCUCAGGAAAGUGCAGCAGUGCCUGAACAACUCCAUUGCCGACGAGUACACCGUGGACAUCGUGGGGAACCUGCUCUGCCACUUGCCGGCGGCCGUCAUCCUGCACGGAGUGUCCCCCGGGGCCUGGGCCACGGCCCUGCACGGCCUCAGAGCCUGCCCAGACCUGAGCCCCGAGCAGAGGGCUGCGGUGAGGCUGCGGCUGCUGGAGCAGCACGGACCCCCUCAGAACUGGACGGCCGAGACGACGAAGGACUUGGGACCCUUCCUAGUGCUUUUCUCAGGAGAUGAAUUAAGCUCUGUUGCUGCAAAGUUUCCCGAUAUCCUUCAGCAAGCAGCUUCCAAGAUGGUAGGGAUCUUGCCCCCCAAAGAAUUCCUCUGGGCUGUCUUUGAAUCUGUGCGGAACAGCAGUGAGAGGGGCCCUGGUGCUGCCCCCAGCCCUGGUGAUGCAGGCAUGUCAAACUCGCGGCCGGCGGGCCGCAUGCCUCGUUUAUUAUGCAGCCUGCUGGCUGCUCCCUCUUCCACAGACAUCUUCAAGUUGGCUGAAGCCAAUGCCUGCUGGGCCCCCCAGGACCUGCGCUGCCUGGAGGAAGCCACGUUCCUCAGGAGCGUGGAGCUUCUGGGGGCUGUUGGGGGCUUCCUCCGGCCUCAGCUGACCGCCCUAAAGGAGAAGGCAAUUCAGGUCUGGGACACGCCUUCUCACUGGAGAGAACACCACAUCGUCUCACUGGGCCGCAUUGCUCUGGCUCUGAACGAGAGUGAGCUGGAGCAGCUGGACCUCAGCUCCAUCGACACCGUGGCUUCCCUGAGCCGGCAGUCAGAGUGGACCCCGGGACAGGCUAAAUCCAUCCUGCAAGGAUUCCUGGAGGACUCAGGCUACCGCAUCCAGGACCUGAAGAGCUUCCACUUAGUAGGACUUGGUACAACUCUGUGUGCCAUGAAUGUCACCGAAAUCUCACUUAUACAGGUCGCAGAAUUCAGGGUGGUGGCGGCCAGAAUCGGGACCCUGCCCUGCAGCACCCAUGUCUUGGCCGAGUUCAAGAGGAAGGCAGAAGCUGUGUUUGGGGAUCCCACCAAGUGGUCCAGCUCCGUCUUGCAGGAACUCGGAACUAUUGCCGCGGGAUUAACGAAGGAAGAGCUCCGGGUGCUCGACAAGGAUUUGAUGCCGUAUUUCCAACGGGCGCUAGAUGGCGCCAAGACGCGCCCCUGGCUGGAUGCUUCCCCCAGCGCCAGCCCCAGCCGGCCGCCCUCCUCCCCUUCUCACCCAGGAGCCUCCGCCUCCCCGGCUCUCUGGCUUGGCUGCCUGAUGCUGGUCCUAGCGCUGGAGCUCGCACGGUGAGCGGCCUGCCCGCACCCCCUCCACUGCCCGCGCUGCGCUGGAGGCCCUGGCCCAGAGCCUCCGCCAGGGCGGGGUGAA